Molecule: messenger RNA, 1423 nt
Organism: Lucilia cuprina (Australian sheep blowfly)
Lineage: Eukaryota; Metazoa; Arthropoda; Insecta; Diptera; Calliphoridae
Exons: 3
Coding region: 134-1177 (347 amino acids)
Source: RefSeq, a predicted model, not a curated record
UUUCGAUAACUGGGUGUUUGCCAUCUCUAAAAAAAUGAUUCUAAAAAAACUUUUGUGAAAUAUUUUUUUUUCUUCGAAGAAAAAUACCAAAUUUGCACCUGUACAAAUAGUAAAUGGCAACUUAAUAAUAAUAAUGAAUAAAUACAGAAUUUGUGAUUACUAUUUAUUUGCUAUAAUAAUAAAUUUGUGUUGUUUUCUAAGCUAUGGCUACAGACACAUACGACUGGAAGAUAAUUUGUGUGCAGAUCGUUUUCUGGUUAAACUUUUCAAGGAUCCCUCCAUGACAUUAAGAGAAGAUCGUGAUUCAGCUGCUAUUAUAACACAAGUAUGGAACACGACCAUGCCUGGGUCUUACUCUUCCAAUAAGAUACGCUACGAUUGUGAAUUCAAAGUACAUAGUGAUGAGCCAAAUCGGCCACCCCGUGGCAUUUAUACCGUAAUAACACGUUUAAAAUUUCGUCAUGAUCCUGUGAAAAAUAAAUGCCUGGAUUAUAUACAGUUUCGUAACGGUAAUCGUUCACCCAGUGAACCUAUUUGCAAUGACAUUUCCAUAGAUGGUCCAGCGGGACGUUUGAUAUUCGAUCAGCGUAAUCGAGAUGUAAGCGUACUUAUACACAUUGAUAAAAAACGUAUGAUUACGGAGCCACUGGAGUUGCGUAUGGUGUUGACAGCUCAUUCGGAAUGUAAAUAUACGGGAGAUUUUUUGUGUGAACCUACAAAUCCAUAUACAUGUAUAUCACGUUAUUUUGUUCGUGACAACGUUACCAACUGUAUGUAUCCCUGUCGCGAUGAAGUGUCCUGUUUUCAUGAUGCCAUUACUUUGGAAGAGAUUGAUACAACAAAUGUGGCCAUAUCGGCCAUAACAUCGUUGAUAUUCACAAUGUUAGGUGUUGGAUUUUGCAUUUGGAUCUGUUGGAAAUAUUGGAAUUGUAUAACUGUACAACAGCAUGCCCACGAAGCUUCAGCGGUGACAAAUCGUCAACGUCGCCAGCGUUCGCAGCAGCAUAGAAGUAGUGGGCAAAGGGACGUUCCCGUAAUAGAAUUACCUACGGCACCAACAUUCAAUACUGUUACAGCAGCUCCUGUUCUUAGUCUAGAAAUGAAUCAUCAACAAACGGGCGAAGAAACACCUAAAGAUCUACCGCCCAGUUAUGAAUCAUUAUUUCCCGAUAGAUAAAUUUCAGUUACAUUCAAUAGCAACGAAUUUACAUUUACAUGAAAUGUGUUCAAAGUCUAAACACAAAAACAACAACAAAUACUACUACUACUACUUCUACAAACGGAGAGUAAUAAAAAUCACUUACAUCUAUUUAGAAUAAUACAUACAUACAAACCCAACUAGUAAAGAAAUUUCAAAUAACGCACACAUCAUUAUCUUCCGUUAAAAAUGCCAGGUGCAAACAAAAACUAAUUUUAUUAAAAA